GUGACAUAAGAUAGAAGGGAGCGAAUGGAUUUAUUCUGUUCUGCAAUCGAAUAAAAAAUUUAGAAUAGAUCCAUCUAAAUUUAGAAUAGAUGGGACGUUUAAAAUUAAUGCCAACGGCAAAUUAAAUUGAAGAAACUUAAAAGUACUGACAUAAAAUACCAUUUCGUAUGAAAAAUUGCAAAACACAGUAUAAUAAUAACUAACCAAUGCAGUUUGUGUUAGUAGGAAAAUUGGGAAUGUCCGUUUAGCUUUCAAAAACCAGAACAGAACACCCUGAUUUUGUCGAAUAGAUGGUGAUCUGAAUACUUUUUUUAAAAAAGUUUUUUGUGGUUAUUGAUUCCUAUGUAGGUCAGUGGAAUUAUCAUAGAAUAGGUGAUAAGAAUAAUGUUGUCUUGUAUGGGAUUUCCUCCGUCUACUCGGAGGCACUUUGCUGAUUUUGACGCAGGAUGUUUUUCUACGGCAGCUGAUUUGUCUUUGUCAAGCGCAAUGUCUUCCCUUGCCCGAUUUCAUGCAAAGCAACAAGUCAGAACAUCAGAGCAGACCUUCGGUGAAGUAAAUCAACUUGGCGGAGUUUUUGUCAACGGUCGCCCGCUACCUAACGCCAUUAGACUGCGGAUUGUCGAACUAGCUCAACUUGGCAUCAGACCUUGUGAUAUCAGCAGACAAUUGCGAGUUUCACACGGGUGUGUGAGCAAAAUCUUGGCUCGUUACAACGAAACAGGUUCAAUAUUACCAGGCGCCAUUGGGGGCAGCAAACCUCGCGUUACCACCCCUUCGGUGGUUAACGCUAUCAAAGAUUACAAAGUCAGAGAUCCUGGUAUUUUUGCCUGGGAAAUCAGAGAUAGACUUUUGUCGGACUGCAUAUGCGACAAGUACAAUGUGCCGUCUGUCAGUUCAAUAAGUCGUAUUUUGAGAAAUAAAAUUGGGAAUGUGCUACACCCGAACAACCCACUAAACCCAAAUUAUACUCCUGGGCCAACUGAAGUGAUGAAAGAAGUUACGGCUACUGGGCCAAAUCCGUACAGUAAUCAUGCAAGUGCAAUGUACACACCGUACAUGAUUCAACAAGGAGGAAAACCUACUGGUUUGGCACCCGUUCCGACGGUGCCCACAGCACCUCCGUCGUUUCGUACACCAGGAAUGCAUUAUUCGAUGUACCAUUCACAUUCAAUCAGUGAAAUACUCGGGUUUCCACGAUUUGAUCAGCCUCAGAUUUCAGUAUCCGUAACCAAUUCCAGCGUACCCGGAAUGAACGGACACUACAGCAGUCAACCCAAUCAUAUCUCUCCCGUUAUUGACGGAAUUUCUACCAGUAUGUCAGCCAAGAUGGAGGACUGGUCCGCAGUCCCAGCAUACGGUGUGACACCACCCGCCCAAGUGACAUCUGUCGAAGUCAAUGGAGGGUCAGCAAAUGAAAUUGAGAAAAACCAUAACGUUUCGCAUACCAACAUCCCUUCUAAUAAUCAUGUGCAUUCCACAGCUUACAGUUCGAUUAAAACGACAGUGGAAAACGACUAUUCUACAACAUCGACACCUAGUUUACCUGCCACAUCUUACCAUAACAGUCACGCGUACUUACCUCAUCAGUAUGCUGCCGUACCUUCCAUGAAUGGGUGGCAUCACGAUCACUCCAGGGCCUUGCACGCUGCUAAUGGAUCGCCAACAUCUGCUGGUCACACGAUGUUACCAACGAUGACGCAGACGCAACUCGGACAUCACCAUCAGCAUCAUGCACAAUUGCACCCGCAGCACAACUUGGCAGUUCAUCCCUCACAAAAUGGCGUCCCAGUCCAGUUACCAGUUUACUUAAAAUCGCAAGCAACCGCGACGAGAGACAGUAAACUUAUCAACGGGACAAAGUCGCCAAGUCACUCACACACACCGGUCUCGGCAAUGGCAACAGCAAACGCCUCAUAAAGAGAGGUUU
Molecule: messenger RNA, 1927 nt
Organism: Styela clava
Lineage: Eukaryota; Metazoa; Chordata; Ascidiacea; Stolidobranchia; Styelidae
Product: paired box protein Pax-9-like
Biological process (GO): anatomical structure development; regulation of transcription by RNA polymerase II
Molecular function (GO): RNA polymerase II cis-regulatory region sequence-specific DNA binding; DNA-binding transcription factor activity, RNA polymerase II-specific
Source: RefSeq, a predicted model, not a curated record